AUGAAAGUAACAGGCAACGUGCUGCUCUUUCUUUCAUUCUUUACACCAUUGAUUGUCGCUGGCCCAGUCCGGCGCACGACGGAUACCUGCGGAGAUCCCUCUCUCGCAGUGACCUUCAUCCAAGGGUUCAGCCGGAGCCUGACAGCGCACAACGUCAACUUCCGCGCCGACUUCGUCAACGCAAACACACAGAACACCGGCGAUGUCGAGUACGAAUUUCAAGGCGAGAUGUUCCGCGCGUGGAAGACGCCGCAGGUGAACACCGUCCCCCUCUUCCGCAUGGGCAGCGACACGCUCGCUUCGGAUAUCAUCCUGGCCACCUCCACCACCACUGAUCCGCCAACCGUCCCAGGGUUCCCGGUAAACUUCGGGCUCAUUGGGUAUGUUUAUGCAACGCAGAUCUGUGAUAGCGUCCCGCUCUUCCAGGUCAGCUUGGCUUCGAGGACUGAUCAUUGGGUCACGACGGAUGCCAGCGAAAGGGACGCCCUGGUGAGUUUUGGUUGGGCUGAUGAAGGGACGGUUGCAUUCGUAUUGCCGCCCUAUUCCAAACAACCAGAGGUGUACAAGGGCUCGAAUGAAUGUCGCUCCUGUCGGGAAAGUGACAAAUUGAGGCAGCUUUCAGACGGACUACCUGCGAAGUGCCGCCUAGAAGACUUCAAAACCAAUCCCGACAUCAAUACUUUGCGGCCUUAA
Psilocybe cubensis is the source of this 693-nucleotide messenger RNA. RefSeq lists its product as uncharacterized. The record is from RefSeq and is a predicted model, not a curated record. Lineage: Eukaryota; Fungi; Basidiomycota; Agaricomycetes; Agaricales; Agrocybaceae. Bases 1 to 693 code for a protein of 230 amino acids. The transcript is spliced from 3 exons.